GCAAAGGUAUAAAGGGAGCCGCCGCUUUGACGCGCCGCCUUUUCUGUGAUUUGAUUUUGGACGUAGUGCAUCGCAAUAAUUAUUCAAAAUUCGAUUCGAUCAUGGCGGGUAUGGAGCAAGGUAGCAACGCGCUGACGCGGAAACUCUUGGAUUUGAUGGAGAGGUCUGGAUACCCGAUAGUCCAGCAUAACGGGCAGAGGAAGUUUGGACCACCGUCGGACUGGCUGGGUCCUCCACCACCGAAAGGCUGCGAAGUUUUCGUCGGGAAACUUCCUCGCGAAAUCUUCGAGGACGAGCUGGUCCCCAUCUUCUCCGGGAUGGGCAAGAUCUACGAAAUGCGCUUGAUGAUGGAUUUUUCCGGCUCAAACCGAGGGUACGCCUUCGUCACUUUCACUACGCAGGCCGAAGCCUUCAGGGCUGUGAGGGAGCUGAAUGGCUACGAAAUCAGACCGGGGAGGCACAUUGGGGUCGUCAAAUCCGUGGACAAUUGCCGCCUGUUCGUCGGGAGCAUUCCGAAGACCAAAACAAAAGAGGACAUCUUGCAAGAACUGUCCAAGAGGGUUACAGGAAUCGUGGACGUGAUACUGUAUAAGAACUGCUUCGAUAAGAAGUUGAACCGAGGAUUUGCCUUCGUCGAAUUCGAGUCUCACCGCGCGGCAGCGAUGGCGCGGCGAGCGCUCGUCCCUGGCUGCGUGAAGCUGUGGGACCAGGAAGUGAUGGUGGACUGGGCUGAACCGGAGCCGCAAAUUGACGACGAGCAGAUGAAGAGGGUAAAAGUGCUGUACGUGCGAAACUUCCAAAUUGAAACCACCCCUGAUACUAUCCAAUCCCUUUUCGAAUCUGCUAUAAAUAACAAAAUUGAACGGGUCAAAAAGAUCUAUGAUUACGCUUUCAUACAUUUCCUAACAAGGGAACAUGCAGAGCUUGCGAUGGCAAAACUGCAAAACACUGAAAUAGAUGGUAGUGUUAUAGAGAUCCGUUGGGCUAAGCCUGUUGAAAGAGAGUUAUACCGAAUUCAAAAACUGAAACGUGGCAAUGCGAAGUUCAAUAACAGCCUUGACCUGUCUCAAACUCUCUUGCUUUACAAACAGCAUCUUGCGAAGAAAGAAUACGCAAACUCUCCGAAGGAAGACGAAGGUAUUGGCUCUGUCUGUAGUUCACCGACUGACGUGAAACCGUUCGGGUCCACACCACCGAAGGACAACUAUUACACAUUGGCUCCUGCAAAACUUGAUGCCAUGUGCAAGAGGUACAUGUGGGCCCCACCUGUCUACAACUACUCCAAGUACAUGGAUGCAUCCGGUGCUGAGCUGUGGGUGGCCAGAGUUGAAUUGCCACAGGUGGGAAUGCCUCUUCUGUCAGUGCCGCGACGAGUGGGGCCGCUGGUCACGCAGCCGUGCCUCUCCAUGCAGCAGUCGCAUGUGGAAGCUGCUCAGAAUAUUCUGCACUGCAUACAGAUGCUUCAUGCCGACGUGAUCCAGCGCGCCUCGCCAGCUCUUCAGCCGGUUUACCCUUCAAUUGUGCCUCAAAUGCAGACCUGCGUGAGUCCUUACGACUACUCCUCCAUCUAUGGCCGACCACCGACCACCAUUCCUGUCACAUUACCUACAGUAUGGAGAACGGUAUGAAAGGUGGCCUCUUUCCUAGUUUACGCGCGUUAGAUUAUCUUGUCUACUUAGUAUAAGUUCAAAAGUACUGUUUUUGACUGUUUACUAUUUAAUGACAUUUUGAAAGGAUUAAGUUCUUUUGCAUGAGUGAUAGGACUUGAUACUGAACUUUCAAAGUGUUUUACUAGGAUUUUGCUGAUCUACUUUCAGUUUACUUCUAGUUUUUUUCUUUCAAGUUAUGUUUUGUUUCCAAAACAGUUAAAAAUCUGUAUUAUUUUCUGAGGAAAUAAUGCUUUUUUGUAGACUGUUUUUUUAUGGAUUGUUAGCACUGUUGGAGAAAUACUUACCCUGUUUUUGAUGAAAUAGAGUAGUAUUUCUGUUUGGAAAUGUUUAUGAAUUGUUUUUGUUUUGAAGUUUUGUAUUAGCAUAAGGUUUUUUAAGUAUUCAUGUUCUCUUUUAUAGAGUUAUUUCAUUGACUAUAUCUUUUUGACUAUUAAUACGGUUUAUGGAUAUUUAUCAUUAGAGUUAUCCAAAAUCCUCUAUCAUUGACUACACUAAGUAAAGACGCGUAAUCAAAGUUACUCCAUUUAUUGACUGGUUAUAGGCAUAUCUAGAAAUUCAUUUCAGCAUGUUUAACAUUCUAUAAUAAAAUAUGGCUUAAGCAAUUGUUACUAUAGAAACAUUUUUCAUCCGUCCAUAAAUAAGUUUGAAAUCAUUAACUGAAAUGAAAUUUUAGAUGUCCCUUUUGUUAGUUUGUUUUGUGACAACCCUUCAAUUAUAAAUGGGUUUCUUGCAAUUUUAAUUUUUGCAAGUUGAUUUGUUUACUUUUUUGGUUGACUUUUAGGCAUUAUUUACAGUUGUGUAAAGCAGCCAUGGUGGCUUCCUUGUGCUUAUACUAAAGUAUAAACAGAGAUAAGGCAUCGUUUGACAUACUGUUUAAGUUUAAAGUUUAUAUUCUUAAAGAAAUAAAUACUUUCAGUACAA
Messenger RNA from Pectinophora gossypiella (pink bollworm), 2591 nucleotides. RefSeq names its product probable RNA-binding protein 46. Gene Ontology annotation, cellular component: nucleus. The transcript is spliced from 5 exons. Gene Ontology annotation, molecular function: mRNA binding. Bases 102 to 1628 code for a protein of 508 amino acids. The record is from RefSeq and is a predicted model, not a curated record. Lineage: Eukaryota; Metazoa; Arthropoda; Insecta; Lepidoptera; Gelechiidae.